Molecule: messenger RNA, 2178 nt
Organism: Cheilinus undulatus (humphead wrasse)
Lineage: Eukaryota; Metazoa; Chordata; Actinopteri; Labriformes; Labridae
Gene: alx3
Product: ALX homeobox 3
Exons: 8
Coding region: 591-1814 (407 amino acids)
Biological process (GO): regulation of transcription by RNA polymerase II
Molecular function (GO): RNA polymerase II transcription regulatory region sequence-specific DNA binding; DNA-binding transcription factor activity, RNA polymerase II-specific
Source: RefSeq, a predicted model, not a curated record
GUUUAUUUUUGGCUCAGGCGCGUGUCCGUUGUAUCGGGGCGAAGUUGAACGGAUACAUCCAGAUGGUUUUGCUAAGGUGCAUGUUUACGGAUUCCUGGAGAUUAUACGUACCCGGCUGAUCUCGUCUGUUGUGGCUGCAGACUCUGACUUGCUGCUAACCCUCGCUGGGCUCCAGUGUGCUCCAUGACGCCUCGUAUGAGGUCAGACAGAGGACAGCGACUCCACUUCCCAUUUCCCCUCAAAACCUCAACCCCCAAUGCUACAGAGGCACUUCAGCUUCCCAGAAUGCACCUCUCUAGCCAGCUGACCCCAGGGUCGGCAGCUGUCAAUCACAUCCUCAGCUGGCUCUGCAGCUUCUGGACAUAGACUGGAGGAUGUGAGGGAGGCCUCUGAGAGGAGCCCUGGCUCUGCAUAUGGGAUCAUCUCUGUGCAUUCAUGGCGGAGCCAGGAGGUGGUGGCGAGGGCGGAGGUGGGGAUCGGAGACCUGGGACUCCUAACAGGCUGAACUGAUUUCCUGUGCAGGGUCAUGCCCAGGACAGACUUGAAGGACAGGAGUUUAGGACUGCGGGGAGUACGGUCAUGAGCCAGAGAUGGAUUUAAAUGGGCCUUGUGAAGCUUCUCAGCCCAAAUGGAUUUUAUGUUUACACACUUGUCUGUCAGCUGAGCCACUCGAGGCCUCAGGUAUCCGAAGAGAUGGUGAGAUGUCCUCAAAGCCAGCGGUACCGAGUCUCGACCUGAGCAGCAGGAGGACGCCGGACACCUCUCCCGGACUGGAGCACCGCGGCUCCGGCUCCUUCUUGCCCUGCGAUGAGCUGCAGAAACCCUUGCACCUUCCUCCUGCUCCUCCUCCUCUUCCUCAUCGCCUCGGUCUGCGCGGGGAUCUGUAUGCAGCCGCCAUGGGGAGAUUUGGGGAUGCUGCUGCGGACUUUACGCACGGAGCAGCCCCGGCCAACCCGCCCGGCUCUCCGUCUAAACACACGAAGUUCAUCGAGAGUAUAAACCAGGAUCAGAAGGGCACAGUGAUCAGCGGCAAGCCUGCGUUUUAUGACAGCAACUCUGAAGUCAGAGAGAAAGGAGCUUCAAAGACUCUGGUCUAUCCUGGUAUUGGCACAGACUGCUGUGGAAAGCUGAAAGAGUCAGCUGCUGGUUUACACGGGGACUCUAUCGCAGACUCCAUCGAUUUAUCAGGCAAAAACAAGAAGCGGCGCAAUCGCACAACCUUCAGCACUUUUCAGCUGGAGGAGCUGGAGAAAGUGUUUCAGAAGACACACUACCCAGACGUGUAUGCCCGGGAGCAGCUCGCCCUAAGGACGGAGCUCACCGAGGCCCGGGUUCAGGUUUGGUUCCAGAAUCGCAGAGCCAAGUGGAGAAAACGGGAACGUUAUGGGAAGAUCCAGGAGGUCCGCAACCACUUUGCUGCUACCUAUGAUAUAUCUCUUCUCCCUCGCCAUGACACGUACCAGAUGCAGGGUAACCUGUGGCCCGGAUCUGCUUCAGGAGGAGGUGGCGGUUCGGGUGCUGGCUGCGUCCUCGGUGCUGACUCCAUCCCUUCAUCCUGUAUGAGCCCGUAUCCUCAUCCCCACGGCAACCUGCAGGGCUUCAUGGGCAUGCCCGCAUCCCCCGGCCAUCCUCAUCACCACCACCACCCGCCUCACCACCCGAGCAUUAACGGCCUCUACUCGCUCCACAGUUUCCCUGGAGGCAUAGGGCCCCCUUCCAUCGAGGCACCGGAAGCCGAGUACAAGCCAACGGGCCUGGUGGCACUGCGGAUGAAAGCCAAAGAGCCCGGCAGCCUUCUCUCCUGGCCCACAUGACCACGACAGUGCCAGCUCCCCACUAUGCAUUGACUGAGCCAAACGCAUAUUACAUUCCCUAAAGUACACACCCAGCUCAGCAUUAACUCAGAUAUUCCUCUGAACAAAUAUGUAAGCCAUCGUGGAGACUUUUAACGAGUCCAAGCAUAAUGGAACAGCAAUUUUGUUUCAUUUCAUUGGAGGCAUCUCGAGAGCCCCUUGCACGAAAACCCAGUUUAUUCAUAGGAAGUUAGUAUUUCCAGUUUUAGUGAGAUACCACAAUGCUGAGACCAAAGAGGAAAACUUAUUUAAGCAUGUAAAAAUUGUAAUUAUCAUAUUAAUCCUUGUUUUGUAAUGUCUGUUGUGCUUUAUAAUGUGAGCAGUA